Messenger RNA from Dama dama (fallow deer), 988 nucleotides. RefSeq lists its product as uncharacterized. The transcript has 3 exons. The record is from RefSeq and is a predicted model, not a curated record. The coding region runs from base 89 to 856 and encodes 255 amino acids. NCBI's taxonomy places the organism in Eukaryota, Metazoa, Chordata, Mammalia, Artiodactyla, Cervidae.
GCCAGCUGUGUUUGAGAAUGCCUCGUCUGUUCUUUACCUGCAUGCUUGUGCGUAGUCACUUCAGUCAUGUCUGACUCUUUGCGACCCUAUGGACUGUAGCUUGCCUGUCUCCUCUCUCCAUGGGAUUUUCCAGGCAAGAAUACUGGAGUGGGUUGCCAUGCCCUACUCCAGGGGAUCUCCCGGACCCAGGGAUCGAACUGGAGUCUCCUGUGUCUCCUGUACUAAACAAAUCCACCCUUACACAACCAAGAUUUAUGCCCAUGGUAGCGAUUUGGCAGAAUAUGGUGAAACUCUGAAGGCAAGUCCCAAAGAAGAGUUAGUGUUUAAGUGGCUGCAACAUUUCUGGCACAAAUACACAGCUUCCCAAAAUGACUGCUCACUUAGAUGGGUUUCUGAAGGCUCCAGCAUUUCUCCUCCCUGUGACAAUCUCUUUAAUGAAGCAUUACCCUCAGACAAUCAAGCACAAUUGAAUUCCUGCCUAAAUGUUAACAAUUUGAUGAGAGCUUUUAGCACUCUCUUGCAGCUCUGGGCUCCUGACAUGCCAGGUACCAAUGGGUAUGGAGAAAGCAUGCUUCUCCAAGAUUCUUCCUCACCAUGGCAACCAGUGCAGGCUGAUCUGUGUCUGUCAGUUUCCAGGCUGGCGACUCUACAGGGUCACCUGUGCCAUAGCAACAAGAGAAAACUGCGAUUGACUUCAACAUUUCAAGUGCUCUGGAAACAGGGUUUCAAUCCCAGGCCCCAUCUUAUUCUGCUCUGUAGUUUCCUGGUGAGAAACUAUUUGACUCCAGAAGUUGGGGGCCUGAGAACAACAGGGUGCAAGGGAGGAUUCUGGGAUGUAAGAGACAUUGAUUGCUGACGUGGAUAAAUUGGAGCUAUCAGCUGAACCAGAAGGAAAUAAAAAGUAUGACUUCUGGGGGAAGGGAGGGAACCACUUUAAUAAAAACAGCUUGCAAUUUAGGCCAGGAAGUGAAUUACAAGUUCUUCACUC